UCCCCACCAACACUGCGCACAAACCUGACUCGGUUUGAAAGUCAGUAACUUCUUCAUAUCUUUAGCACUAUUUUAAUAGCCGGCUGUAAAUUAUUAUAAUGUCGAACUUGUGUGUAGCAGCCCUCGCGGUGCUCCGGCAGAUAGAGCCGAUCAUUAUACUGGAGCAACUGGGCAGCACUUUGUUCGACACCGCCGUGCAGAUGGUGGUGAGAGACAGGUGUGCCAAUGCCAGCUAUCCCGAUCGCUCCAGAGAGGCCAGCCAGCAGAAAGCCAUGACGGAUUUUUUCAUGACUUACAGCCUCAUAAUCCGGCUGAUUCCGAUCCUUCCUUCUCUGCUCCUGGCUAGACUAAGCGACCGCGGCUGGAGGAAAGCGCCCAUCGUGGUGCCACUGAGCGGGUACCUGCUGUCCAGUUUCGCUCUGCUCCUGGUUGUCAUCUUCAGCUUCCCGCUGGAGCUGAUGUUCGGAGCGGCUGUGCUUUUCGGGCUCUCCGGGGGUUUCGGCGCUUUCUGGCCCGGCGUGAUGACUCUGACAUCGCUCGGCUCCACUGCCGCAGAUCGCUCCAAGGCGAUGAUGAGAGUGGAGCUACUGUAUGGGUCCGCAGGUUUGGUGGGUAGCUUGGUGUCAGGUCAUCUGUUCCAGCUGUACAGCUCCAGUUUGGGACAUGGUAUCAUCUUGCUUACUGUGAGCACAGUGCUGCACCUAAUCUGCCUCAUAUUCGCCAUCAUCCUGCUGCAGGUGAAACAAACAUGUCGUGAGGAUACAGAGGAAAACUACAAUCUCCUCUUUCCCACCCCCUGUAAUUCUCCUGUUGUUGAGGCUGCUGCUGGCAUCAACAAAAUGAACUUGGUCUUGCUGUUUGCGGCAGCCUUCCUGUACGACUUUGCAGUGGGUGGAGCCAUAGAGAUUCUGGGCUCUUUUGUGCUGAAAGCACCACUCAGCUGGACCGCCACACAGGUUGGUUAUGGGAAUGCAGCAGGUUGUGGAAUUUUCCUCACUAGUUUCCUUGGUGUGAUUGUAUUCCGUCGCUGCGUCAGUGAUGUGACGUUAAUCCUGAUUGGCAUGGUGUCAUUUGCUUCAGGGAUCUACUUUAUGACCUUCGUGACAACAACCACCAUGUUCUACUUUGCUCGUUUACUCAACCUGUUUGCACUCAUCCCACUGCCAACAAUCAGAUCACUUCUCUCACAACAGGUUCCAGCAUCCUCAUACGGUAUGAUUCUCACCUUCCUGCAGUUGACUCUGAAGGUUGCUGGCCUGGCAUACAUCCCUGCUUACACUAAAAUAUAUCAGAACACCCUGGACUGGUUUCCAGGCUUGAUCUUCCUUCUCUCCAGCAUUGUCACAGUGCUUGGGAUGAUACCCAUCAGUAUUGUAGGGUGCAGAAUAGCUCGGAGGCAACCCUACGAGAGGAUUCAGGAAGAGUGAUGCAGACACUGGCAGAGGGUUCAUGUUGGUACAAAGCAGAUGGGAACUGAAACUUGAAGUAGUUGAGAAGUGAACAGUGCUUAUAGUGUCAUUUUCUUAAUUGUUAGUGCUGUAGCUGCAAAAACAGACUCUUUAGCCUGUUACAGAAAGAAAAAACUGCCUUUGUGGAUAGAUGACAUGCUCUGACUGGGUGGUGGGAAAACACCUCAAACAUGUUUGGGAUAAAGGUUGAAGAUAGUUGAACUUUUGGCAGACGCAAGCACACGUCAUCAACCAGUGGAUUUCAUCAAGUUGUAUCAACUGACCGCAGCAAGUCAUUUAAAAAAAAAACAUUACACCCCAAGUGAUUUCAACACAAUGUUGAUUUGUCAAUGGGAGUGUAACAUAUGAAAGUCCCUAAGGGUUACACAUAGGAGAAAAUAUAAUACAUACGUCAAUCUGGCUUGAAAUAAACAGGUGCCUGACCACCAACGUCCAUUGCUCAGUUUCAGCUUUCAGCCACAAACUUUAUAUUUUUACACCAUGACUCUAAUUCUUUUUUCUGGAAUUUAAACUCUUGUGGUAGAUUUGUUUAUCAAAUCAGAAUUAUUUGGCAGCUGCUGGGAUGUUCUUUCUGUAUUUGAUGGUUUACAAGGGUCUUGGCUCUUUUCCUAGUUUUUGAGUUAAAUUUUAAGGUGUACAGAUUCUUAUACAUUUUUUCUUAUUGUUUCAGCUGUAUUGUGUUACAGCAAGGUUACUAUUUAACUCUUAUUCAAGGACAAAUCAAAACAAUACGCUUUUAAUACUUUCAGUUUUGUUUUCCUUGAUAUUUACUUUCUGAUUUUACCAUCUUUCUGCUACAAGUUGGCCAUAGUUUUACUUUUCCACAGGAAAAAAAAUAAAAAAGCUUUUCCAGCAGCUGUAGUUUAACACAUCACAUAUUUUAGUCUGAAUCUUGUAGCAAUGUCUUGGAGUCAUCACCGUCACUCCUUUAUGGAGCUAAGGUUUCAACACGAGGACCAUGAGAGUGGCUCAGAACACUUCAGUACCAAAAUAGUAAUUUCGUUUUACAAUUCAAUCCUUAGACUUUUAACAACCCUCGUUUAAAAUCUGCACUGAGUGACUGAAAUCAAAGGUAUUUAAGACGAUUUAUUGCCAUAGCAAUAUAUUACAAGUAAAUGCAAUGUACAGGCAUUACACCUUUUUUUUUUUUUAAACAGUAUUAUGUUUAAAUCAAAGAUAAAUUCUAAUAUGAUGUGAUUGCGAAGCUAAACGUUAUUGCUUUCUCUAUACCAAACCAAUAGCUGCAUGUUAUGUGUUUCCCAAAAGGAGAAGAUCUUUGCUGUUGUGAUCACUGGCCGUAACUCAUAAUUCAUUUUGUAUUAAAUCAUCUCAUCGUUAUUUAUGAUCCUGUCAAUGAUCAUGCAAACACCAACCACUGUGUAAUAAUUUACAUGUAAUGAUGAACUAAUCAGCAAUGGGGUAGAUUAAACAUUAACCAGCACCAGUACUGAUAAAAAGAGAACAAAAACCGUCUUCUGUUCCCAUUUAUGCUAGGAAACAAUGAGGGAAGCUAAUGAGCAGCUAACAGACAAUGCUAAUGGUUUUUUAAUGUCAACACCAUGUAACAAUUACACAUCAGACAGGUGAUGCAUUAUUGGUAUGUUGAAGGAGAAGAAGCAUUACAUGAUGUUAAAUCUGUACAUCAAGCUUGUAGAGAAG
This is a messenger RNA of Melanotaenia boesemani (Boeseman's rainbowfish), 3128 nucleotides long. Its product is annotated as thymic stromal cotransporter homolog. Bases 99 to 1427 code for a protein of 442 amino acids. Lineage: Eukaryota; Metazoa; Chordata; Actinopteri; Atheriniformes; Melanotaeniidae. Gene Ontology annotation, molecular function: transmembrane transporter activity. The transcript has 7 exons. The record is from RefSeq and is a predicted model, not a curated record. Gene Ontology annotation, cellular component: membrane. Gene Ontology annotation, biological process: transmembrane transport.